Messenger RNA from Prosopis cineraria, 1236 nucleotides. Its product is annotated as putative F-box protein At3g16210. The transcript has a single exon. The record is from RefSeq and is a predicted model, not a curated record. NCBI's taxonomy places the organism in Eukaryota, Viridiplantae, Streptophyta, Magnoliopsida, Fabales, Fabaceae. Gene Ontology annotation, molecular function: protein binding. The coding region runs from base 1 to 1236 and encodes 411 amino acids.
AUGCCUUUGUGGGUCGUGAAGCCUUCCCUCACAGAAAUUUGUUCUUCCCCGUCGAGCACUAUGAAGAAAAAGGGUGUGGAUGGCGACGCACCAUCUCUUCCCGAAGACAUCAUCAGAAACAUUCUGAAACGACUUCCUGUAAAAUCCCUAAUGCGAUUUCAAUGUGUCUGCAAGCAUUGGAGAAAUCUCUUCAAGAGCCCAUCUUUCAUCGUAGACCACCUCCACCACUCCACUCUUCAAAACCCUUAUCUCCUUUCCCAGCUACACGGCUGGGAUGCUCCUUCAAACUUAUAUUUGCUUGAUUCCGAUAUGCAAGUCCGGGAAUUUCAGCACCCUCCUUUGCUCGAUUAUGUGAAGCGCGGUAAGAUCGUUGAUUCCAGCAAUGGCUUGCUCUCUGUUGAAAUCAAUAAGUAUUAUGUAUCUCCUCAUUUCUUUUUAGUGUGGAAUCCAGCGAUUAGAGAGAUCAGACUGUUACCCGAAGCUAAUUUUCGAGAGGAUUAUUGUUUUUAUUUUAUAGGAUUUGGGUUCAGUCCAGUUAUUAAUGACUACAAGAUAGUGGUAACUUAUGUUUUUGAGGAUUAUAUUGAGCUUUCUGCUGUGAAAGUGUAUUCUUUAAACUCAGGUAUAUGGAAGGAUGUAAAAGUUACGCUUGAUGGUAGCGUACGUCUUAGUUCUCAAGGUGUCACUGUUAAUGGUGUUAUGUUUUGGUUUGUGUCAAACUUGGUUGGGCUGGAUACAUAUGAUGAUGAUGAGAAACGGAUUGCUUCAUUUGACCUAGCAACGGAAGUGUUUACAGUGAUACCAGUACCUGAGCAACGCUCUACUUCAUGGCUUACUGUGUAUGAGGAAAAACUUGCUAUGGUUUCUCAUUCUGUGAUUGGAAACACAGAACAUUGUGUUAUUGAUCUGUGGGUAAUGGAGGAAGGUAUAGGUGCAUCUGGGGAGAGAUGGAGUUGGACUAAGAAAUAUACUAGCAGCCCUUAUCCACGCUUGUUAUAUCCCGUGACCAUUUGGAGGAAUGAAAUUGUCUGCAAGGUUUCAAGACCCAGAGGCAAUACUGAAGAUGGGGUUGAAGUAGUGGAGAAUGAUGAACCAACUACUGUUCUCUUCAAUCUCACUACUAAAAAAUGUAAGGUGUUUGCUAUUAGCAAAUUUGACUAUCACCAUCUUGUUAUCGAUUAUGCCGAAAGCCUAGUUCCUGUUGGAGGAAUGAAAUCACUGGCAAAUUUUCUGUAG